Poeciliopsis prolifica (blackstripe livebearer) is the source of this 1527-nucleotide messenger RNA. RefSeq names its product LSM7 homolog, U6 small nuclear RNA and mRNA degradation associated (gene lsm7). Bases 43 to 354 code for a protein of 103 amino acids. Gene Ontology annotation, molecular function: RNA binding. The record is from RefSeq and is a predicted model, not a curated record. The transcript has 4 exons. Gene Ontology annotation, cellular component: U2-type prespliceosome; U12-type spliceosomal complex; spliceosomal tri-snRNP complex. Gene Ontology annotation, biological process: mRNA splicing, via spliceosome; nuclear-transcribed mRNA catabolic process. NCBI's taxonomy places the organism in Eukaryota, Metazoa, Chordata, Actinopteri, Cyprinodontiformes, Poeciliidae.
GUUUCUGGAGUCAAAGUUUAACUUCCGUGUCACGGAGCUAACAUGGCGGACAAAGAAAAGAAGAAGAAGGAAAGCAUCUUCGACUUGUCUAAAUACAUCGACAAGACAAUUCGCGUGAAGUUCCAAGGAGGAAGAGAGGCCAGCGGCGUCCUGAAAGGGUUUGAUCCUCUGCUAAACCUGGUGCUGGACGGGACGAUUGAGUACAUGCGAGAUCCAGAUGACCAGCUGAAGCUGACAGAAGACACCCGGCAGCUGGGGCUGGUGGUCUGCAGAGGAACCUCCGUAGUGCUGAUCUGUCCUCAGGAUGGCAUGGAGGCCAUACCAAACCCCUUCAUACAGCAGCAGGAUGGCUAACUCUCUCGUUAGCUGCUUAGUGGCACAUACUUGAUCUUUUUUUGUUUGUUCAUGGUUUCAUUCUUUUUUCUUUUUUUUAAACCCAUUACAGGACAGUUCUAGUUCAUAAAACAAACUUGUUGACUUAAGUUAAAAAUCUACCACAAAAUGAAUCAAAUGCACUUCACCUCUAGUGUGCAAAUGUUGCAGUUUUGUUUGUAAAGACCCCAAAAGUCUGGGAAGCGUUAACGUGACAAUUUUAUUUUAUUUGUAGUAUCUUUUAUAAUUCUUUGUUUUUGAUAAGAAAAUAAAGUGGAAAAUCUAAUUUUGCUGGGUGUUAUAAGUCACUUUUCUGUACAAAUUUACCAGAAAAGCCAGGGUCUGGCAUGAGUAAUUUGUACAUAUGCAUCUCAAACACAAUGAUGUGUUUCAAGUGGUAACUGUUAAUUUUAAGGAUAAAAGGUUCCAGCUAAGAUAUUAGUCUACUUAAAGUACAUGCUUGUGCAACCUGGUCUUUGGUGCUCUUGCAUUAAUGUUCUGUAACGUGGAACCUAUGGUUUCUUUAAGAGCUGCCUUUGGCUCAUCUGCAUCGCUUAACCUCUACAGGUUUAAAGUCAGUGGGGACUGGUGCCAAGUCCCAAUGGAAAACGUUUAUCAGGAUUCAUUAGUACACUAAUGAAGCAUAAGUUAAAAAAAAUUCCGGUGGAUGACUUAAUAUGAUUGGACUGAAUCAAGUAGAUAAACACCAGAAGAUGAUGUUGAUCCCAAAACCGUCAUUCACUGUUCCAAUGUCACUCUAGGCCUCAAUCUACUUGGAUUUAGUCCUUCUUCCAGAGUUUGGAGCCAUGUUUUCCUGUUUUCAAAUUUAAUUUAAUCUGAAAAGAGAACUUCAGAAAACUGAACCAUAGUCAUUUAAUUUUAAUCAUUAGUCUAGGAAAGACCAUUCUGCCCUGUCUCUGAUUAAAAAGUAUUUUGACAUGGGGUACACAACAGCCGAAGUCCAUCUCAGAGUUAGUGAGGGUUUCACUCUUAAAAAACCCACUUCUUAUGUCUCUCCUCCAAACUUGAAUAGACUUUGUUUCAUAUGUUUGAAGGCUACAGUUAUCCAUUUUGCAAACUGAAAAUGUGUAAUUGAUCUGUGUAAUACACAAGCCUGUUUGAUCUGCGUUACUAAAAUAAAGUUAUUGAAAUGUA